Messenger RNA from Paramecium sonneborni, 1606 nucleotides. Lineage: Eukaryota; Ciliophora; Oligohymenophorea; Peniculida; Parameciidae. The record is from the annotation of a GenBank genome assembly.
AUGCAAAAUCCUUUAAUAACAAGUACUUUAUAUUUUCCAAAACAAUCAAAUAUGAAUAAAUAUAAAGGAUUGUUUGAAUUAAAAAAAAACCAAUAUCUCAGUCCAGCUGAAAGGAGAAUUAAAGAAAGGUAAGAAAAAAAUAAUUAAACAUCUGAUUUUGAAAACACUAUAUUAAUAACUAAUUCUGCAAAAUUAAUAGUUUCAUAAAGAAGAAUUACUUUUGAAAAUCAAAUUAAUACUACAGACGAUCCUUAUUUGUAAAAAAAUGAAAGCUCAAUUUCUUAGAGAUAUUUAGCAAAUUUUAAGAUGUUAAAAUCAUAAAAAUAAAUAUUACCUUCACUACCUAAUUAAACUAAUAUUAGUUAAAUAAAAUUGUAGACAAGAUAAUUAUUUGCUAAACCAUUGCUUAAAAAAUAAAAAAGCCUUGAUCAUGUUGUUUAAAUCUGUUAUUAAAAUAAACAUUUUCCUCAAUUAUAAGAAGGAGCAAGUUUAAAAUGUUUAUUCAAAACUUCAGUUUAAAAAGAUAAUGAUUAUGAUAAAAUUUUAAUUAUUUAAUUUGAAAGUAAAAAAUUAUCAAAAAAUUAGAUUUUGCCUUAAAAAGAUCCUGCUCAUUUUGGGAGAAUUAGAAUGAAAUAACUAAUUGUGGUAACAGUUUAGGAUUAAACAAUUAAGAAUAUUGUGAUAAUGCAUUUUGCCUUUGUAAUUUAAGAAGAGAAUUUAAAAAUACACUGAAAAUGUACAUCAAUUAUUUUAACAAAGAUUAUCAAAAGCUUUUAUAAUAAUCUUUUUAGUUUAAAAUACUAAUUUUAUGUUAAAAUGGCACAAAUAUCUUUAGGAUUAAAAUUAUUAAUAUGAUGCACUAUAUAAAGCUCGCUUACCAAAAAAUGUUCGUACUGGUGGCAUUCAUUUGAGUAGAGUCUUCAAUGAUUUUUAGAAAUUUAAUUUAUCAAAAAUAAUUUACUUUGAUUCAAUAGAUAUAACUAAUAUAUCUUAAAUACAUCCAGAAGAUUUGUAGUAUAAAAUUCCUGUAGCAAAUUGCAACAUAGAUGCAACAAUUUUUUUGUUGAAAAAAAAUUUCUAAUCGAAGUAAUUUGAUUCUCAAUUAUUACACAACAUAUCUAUUGCUUUUUAAUAAGGCAAAGAACAUGUCCUUAGCAAAAAAUAAAUUUAUUUUGAGAAUAUUGAUUUACGCUUUGUUUUUGAUUAUUAUUCUGCCUAGAAUUAAAUUAGUAAGAUUAUUUUACUAAGAAAGCUUAAUGAUUUGAAAUAACAAUAUUAGAAUAUCUUAGAUAAAAUCAAUGAUCAUUCAAUCUAAUUAGAAAAAGAUGAAUAUUUAAUUUAGUGGAUAUCAUCUACAAGAAAUGAUUUUAUAAAUGAUUUCAAAAUUAAAAAAAAUGAAAGAGUUCCUCAGUUUUAUUUUACAAUAGGAGAUGUAAUUGUUCGAAAUUAAAAAUUAAAAUGGCAACAUUUUAGCUAUAAAAAUGAAAAAAUAUAGAGUAAAUAUGAAAAUAUUAGUAAAUUGAUAGCUAAAUUAAAUUAAGAUUAUGAGAGCUUUGAAAAGCAUGAAAAUGUAAUUAAAAUUAAUUGUAUACUUUGUAUUGAAUGA